AUGGAUACCAAAACACAAAAGCCGAAACUGCCAGUGCAACAAUUUAUAGUAUUGUUCAUUUUCACCUCCGUGUUUCCAUAUCUUCCCGAAAUGGUACGCAGUUUCGGAGUCAGUGACAACGAAGUCGCCAAAUGGGUCGGAUUAACCUCUGCAAUAUUUUCAGUUUGCCAGGGCCUCACAGCUGUAGCGUGGGGUGCGGCAUCUGAUCGAAUCGGCCGAAGACCCAUCAUCAUUUCGGGGCUCUGCAUCACAAUGACCUUCAGUUUGAUGUUUGGAUUUUCAACCUCGUUACCCAUGGCCAUUCUGGCACGGGCCUGUGUUGGGUUGGGAAAUGGAAAUGUGGGCAUCAUCCGGACCGUUGUCGCGGAACUGGUCCCAGAGAAGGAACUGCAACCGCGUGCCUUCAGCAUAAUGCCCCUGGUGUGGACGAUUGGCAGCAUAUUCGGCCCUGGAUUUGGCGGGGCUUUGGCUGACCCUGCUAGACGACACAAGGAACAAUUUGGAGAUAGCACAUUUUUCAAGAAGUAUCCCUAUGCGCUGCCCAACAUGGCCGUAUCGGUUUUCUUUAUUAUUGGGAUAUUUACGGGUUUUUUGUUUCUUCAAGAAACCCUCGCAUCGAAAAAGGGCCACCAGGAUUGGGGCUUAUCUUUGGGGAAAAUACUCACAAGGCCUUUCGCGAGGCGAAAGGAGCAGAAAACCCCGCGUGGCAUCUUGGUCAGCGAGGAAGAUGAGACGACACCGCUCCUCGUUCCUCCCUCGACUCGGACACAAGGAGGCGAUGAAGGCCAAAAGAAACACACUCCAAAUUUGCCAUGGUCACAGAUACUGAUCCCCCAGUCAAAUCUCGUUUUGUUGGCUUAUUCCACUAUGUCCAUGCAUACUGUGGCAUUCGACUCCGUAUUUACCGUAUUUUUAAACCAUAAACUCCAGGACUACAAAAACAAUCCAGACGUGAAGCUUCCGUUCAAGUUUUCCGGAGGUUUUGGCAUUGACGCUCAACAAAUCGGUAUACUCUACACUAUGAACGCCAUAAUUGGCAUGUUAACCCAGUUUUUCAUAUUCCCUCGCGCCGCUCACCGUUAUGGUGUCCUCAACUGCCUAAAAGUCGUUUCGGUGGUUUUUCCAAUAACCCAUUUCUUGACGCCUUUUACGGUGCUUUUCCCGUCCAACGCUUCCCGCCAGAUAGCAGCAUUCCUACUUAUGGGCUCUAAACUUGCCUGUGUCGUGUUCGCAUUCCCGUGCUGCAUAAUCCUGCUAACCAACUCCGCCAAGAGCGUGAGUAUUCUCGGGACUUUGAACGGGGUUGCAACGGGCGCAUCUGCAGUCGGAAAGGCGAUAGGUCCAGCAAUCCUCGGGGAAAUGUUUUCUCUAGGUGUUAAGAAGGGGUAUAUGAUCUUGCCCUGGUGGACCUUGGCGUUCAUCACGAGUUUAAGUGCGCUACCAGUAUUUUGGUUGAAAGAGGAUGACCAUCUUAAUCAGAGCGGGGACGCUGGUGAUGACGACGAUAGUGGGCUUAGAAAUGCGAAUGGAACUGAAGAAGAGAGAGGCGAGGUUUUCCAUUCCCAUCGUGGUAGCUAA
This is a messenger RNA of Histoplasma capsulatum G186AR, 1578 nucleotides long. RefSeq lists its product as uncharacterized. The transcript is spliced from 5 exons. NCBI's taxonomy places the organism in Eukaryota, Fungi, Ascomycota, Eurotiomycetes, Onygenales, Ajellomycetaceae. Gene Ontology annotation, molecular function: transmembrane transporter activity. The coding region runs from base 1 to 1578 and encodes 525 amino acids. Gene Ontology annotation, biological process: transmembrane transport. The record is from RefSeq and is a predicted model, not a curated record.